Prosopis cineraria is the source of this 1703-nucleotide messenger RNA. RefSeq names its product cytochrome P450 81E8-like. The record is from RefSeq and is a predicted model, not a curated record. NCBI's taxonomy places the organism in Eukaryota, Viridiplantae, Streptophyta, Magnoliopsida, Fabales, Fabaceae. Bases 2 to 1549 code for a protein of 515 amino acids. Gene Ontology annotation, molecular function: iron ion binding; monooxygenase activity; heme binding. The transcript is spliced from 2 exons.
UAUGAACCAAGAAUCAACCAUGAUGUCCAUCUACUAUUGUUCUAUCACAUUUCUCAUCUGCCACUUCACUCUCAAGCUUCUUCUUCACAGAAGGAGAUUUAGAAACAUCCCUCCAACACCGCCCGGUCUUCCGGUGAUCGGCAACCUCCACCAACUCAAGAAGCCACUCCAUCACCAAUUACAUUGCCUCUCCCAGCGCUAUGGUAAAAUAUUUUCCCUCUGGUUUGGCUCUCGUUUGUUUAUGGUUGUCACUUCGCUUUCUACUUUUCAAGAAUGCUUUACUACAAAUGAUAUCACAUUUGCAAACCGACCCCGGCUAAUCGACGGAAAGUACAUCGGUUACAACUACACCUCCAUAUCAUUCACCAGCUAUGGCGACCAUUGGCGUAACCUCCGACGCAUCAUGAUGGUUGAGAUCCUCUCAACGCAUCGUCUCAACAAUUUCUUGGAAACAAGAACAGACGAGAUGAGGAGGCUUGCACGAAAGCUUGCCCAUGAUUCCUGCAACGGCUUUGUCAAGGUGGAGCUGAAAUCAAAGUUUUCAGAGAUGACAUUUAACAACAUAAUGAGAAUGAUAUCUGGGAAAAGAUACUUGGGAGAUGACAUUGAUGCUGCAGAUAUGGAAGAGGCAAGGAAGUUCCAAAAUAUCGUAAAUGAAAUUCCGAGGUUAGGAGGGGCAGGCAAUGCUGGACAGUUUUUACCCAUAUUGAGGUGGAUUGAUUAUGAUAACUCGGAGAAAAGGCUUAAGAGUUUUGCCGAUAAUGUCGAUGAGUUUUUGCAGGGUCUCAUUGAUCGACAUCGAAAUGCAGGCCAUACUACAAAUACUAUGAUUGAUCAUCUAUUGGAUUUACAAGAAUCAAAUCCAGAGUACUACGCGGACCAAAUCAUCAAGGGGUUGAUUUCGGUUAUGAUCGUUGCUGGAACAAACACAUCGGCCAUUGCUUUAGAAUGGGCAAUGUCCAAUUUAUUAAAUAACCCUGAGGUGUUGAAAAAGGCACAAAAAGAAAUGGACACACACAUAGGACAAGGACGUCUAAUAGAGGAGCAAGAUGUUUCAAAACUGCCAUACUUGCAAAAUAUCAUCUAUGAAACACUUCGGUUGCACCCUCCAGCACCGCUGUUGGUUCCCCGUGAGUCUUCAGAUGAUUGCACCGUUGGAGGAUACAAUGUCCCUCGUGGAACUAUAGUUUUAGCCAACAUUUGGGCCAUCCACAGAGAUCCCCAGUUAUGGAACGAUCCAGCGAGUUUCAAGCCCGAAAGGUUUGAGAAAGAAGGGGAAGCUAACAAAUUAAUUCCAUUUGGGAUUGGAAGACGAGCAUGUCCUGGAGCAGGUUUAGCUCAACGAACAGUGGGCGUGACUUUAGGUUUGUUAAUUCAAUGCUUUGACUGGGAGCGAAUAAGUGAGGACAAAAUUGAUAUGACUGAAGGAUCAGGAGCCACCUUGCCAAAGGUUAUUCCUUUAGUGGCCAAGUGUAAAGCACGCCAUCCAAUCAUCAACAGGAUACUUUCAAGGAGCAUUGCUGAUGAUGAUGGCCAGACGAGACAAUGAUACUGGGGCGUGAAACAAUGGGUACCCAGUGAUGCCAAGUCGCAAGUUUCAAGUUUUCAUAUCUUAGCUUGUUUCUUAUGUAAAUGCAGGGUUCUUGCUUAUAGCUUCCUAAUGAUUUACAUGCGACUUGUUCAAUAAAUAUGCAUUUUAGAAA